AUUGGACCCCAGAAGACUUUUACCCCAUCACCUGCACAUCAGAAGACUAGUUUUGCCUGUGCUGGUGUGACGUCAUUGUAAGAGAAAGCCUGUGGUCUUGGUAUCUGGGGAGAAGUCCUAAGGUCCCAGGUGACUUCAAAUGUCACACUGGGAAAGGGGACUGGAUGGGGACCGGGGUGUUGUACUCAAGGGCUCUGCCCGCCAGGUUCCCUCUCCACAUAUUGUAAUAUUCCCCCGCUGUUUGGGAUUCAGUUGUAGUAAGUGAGAUGGAGGGAAGGACAGGCUCUGAGCAGCAUAGCAGUGGGAAACAGGUUCUUGGGACGAUGACAGCAACCACACAGGUUCCUGCUGUCCCUAGAGAGAAGUAUGCCUUCAGAUGAGUGGUCAGCAGCUGAGGAUGAAGGCCAGCUGUCCCGUCUCCUCAGGAAAUCGAGGGACUCCCCGUUCGUCCCUAUGGGGGUGGCAGGUUUUGUGGCUGUGCUGUCCUGCGGUCUCUACAAGUUGAAGUCCAGAAGAGAUGAAAAGCUGUCCCUUCGUCUCAUCCACGUGCGGGUCGCUGCCCAAGGCUGCGCUGUGGGAGCCGUGACCCUAGGCGUCCUCUAUUCUAUGUAUAAGGACUACAUCAGACCUCGCUUCUUCGAUGGACCCAAAAAAUAAAGCCAGAAGCUGAAAGCAAGGAGAACACAACCCUUCUGAGUGCAGGUCCUUAGAAAAGGAGUCUGACGGUGUGCGGACCCCACUGCAGACUCUCAGAAAGUCUGUGCUGAUGUCUUGGUGUGUUACAGUCAUUCUACAGCCACGGCGGUCUCCUGAGAAUUACC
Molecule: messenger RNA, 821 nt
Organism: Myodes glareolus (Bank vole)
Lineage: Eukaryota; Metazoa; Chordata; Mammalia; Rodentia; Cricetidae
Source: RefSeq, a predicted model, not a curated record